GAAAAACUAGCCAAGUAACACACGCAUUUCGAAUAUCAUAGGUCAUUUAAAGUGAUCGCGACUUAACCAUGGGUGCUAAAGAGAGUGUGGAAGCUGCUAAAUUUUCAUCGCAAAAUUGGAAUAACUUCGAGCAUGGAGGGGUAAAGCAUCAUCAUAGACACGGAACGCAGCGUUCGCAGAGUCUCAACCGCGGACACUCUUUGUCGCGGUCAGAUGCCACCUGGUGACAUCACGGGACCACGGGCAGCGUAGUCCAGUGCGCCGAGUGCGGGGCGCGCACGAUGGGUAACAAGCUGUCGUGUUCGUGCGCUCCCAUCCUCCGCAAGGCGUACCGCUACGAGGACAGCCCGUGGCAGAACUCCCGCCGCAGAGAUGGCCAUCUGUUGAGAUUAUGGGCAGAAGUAUUCCACGUGUCCGCCAGUGGAGCGGGCACGGUUAAAUGGCAACAAGUAUCUGAAGACCUCGUGCCCGUCAACAUCACCUGCAUCCAGGACUCUCCUGAAUGCGUUUUCCACAUCACUGCUUACAACUCUCAAGUCGACAAGAUCCUUGAUGUUAGACUAUUGCAACCUGGCACUCGCAUCGGCCAGGCUUCUGAAUGCUUCGUGUAUUGGAAAGAUCCCAUGACUAAUGAUACUUGGGGUCUGAACUUUACUUCACCAAUUGAUGCCAAGCAGUUCAGGGAAUGCUGCUCACCCUCAUUCAAGUUUUCGCGAAAAGCAUCUUCAAGCUACAGCCUGAAGCUAGAGCCUCCAGGGAGCAAGCAAAAGUUCAAAACUAAACGAAAGCCUGUAUCUACACCUGCUAGUCCAAAUCGAUCAAGCUUGACCUAUGGCCGUGAACCGCAGUGUACCUGCAUGACUCAAGAACAGUAUGCGCGAUUGAGAGCUCAAGACCCACGUUAUCGCUCCUCUACCUUACCGCGUACCACAACCCGCGCUAUAGACGCGGAGGCGGGAGCGGGAGCGGCCGCGGGUGCUGCGGCGGUGGGACGAGCGGAUAAGGUCGCAGCAGCAACUUCCUCAACGUCCCUCUACGACAAUGUUACCAGCGCGCAGCCAUCGGCACAGCAGCCGCCUAAGCCGGCUGCACGCCAGACUGAAUCUCAACCUCCCGCUCGUCCUCCUAAAUCUCAGGAGACUUCCACCAUGACUACCAACACCUCAACAGCUCCGAAAACAGUCACUGCGUCCGUUGGCACCCAUGGAACAAGUACUGCUGAAGACACCACUCAAGUAUCAAGUGCUGGCACUAACCAGCAUGGCCAAGACUUGAAAUCAGAAGGUGUUCAGGCUGGAGGAACGCUUACGGCAUCCAAAUCUUCUGCUACUUCCACUCGUUCUGGCAAGGAGCACCUGCAGCAUAUGCCCAAGAGCAUUGACUACGGAGACGGCAAUGAAUCGGCCCGCGAAUCUGAUCGUCACAUGCACAACCACAACGUAAUGAACAACAAUACGUCGGGGUCGAGACGCACAAAGUCUAAGAGUACAGAAGACAUGAAUAUGGAUUCAAACACUCUGAAACGGAUGUUGAAGCCGAUGCCAUCAACUGAGAGUCCUAUCACGUCACCAGAGAUGGGUCGUCGUCGGUACGCCGGCUGCCCCCCCUCCUGCUCCCACUCCCACCGCCACCACCCCCACCCCCCUCACCCCCACUACUCUCACAUCAUCAAUAAUAACAGCAGGCAGUCCUCCCAGCGGUAUUCGUCUGCUAGUCGUGGCGUUGGAGUAGGAGCAGCACCAAGUGGCUACCCUGGACGUGGACUCUACCUGGAGCUGGGUGGUGGAGGAGAACGGGACAUAUCACCACCGUCUGACAACGUAAUGUUCGACAACCACUGCUAUGCGACUACACCAUCAUCGUCGAACGGAAACUCAGAUCAGGAGCAUUGUCAGCGAAGAGACCCAAGGCAGCAUCACCAUAAUAUGAAGCCUUGCCUAUCACGCCAAGCAUCACAGCAGAGUGCGACGCCAGCUCCUGGGUCCCCAACAUCUCGUUUGCUCCUGGAAUAUGAGAUGCAUCUGAGGAACACCCUGGCCAAGGGCAUGGAUGCUGAAAGUUACAGCCUGCAUACUUUUGAAGCCCUUCUCAGUCAGAGCAUGGAGGACUUGGAAUACAACGACAAUUUGCCGCCGUCAACGCAGCGAAGUCCAUAUCCACCAAGGAGACGCCCAGCUUCCCAAUGUUCAGGCGGAGGAAGUCGUUCCUCAACAUUACCUCUUCCUCAUAGACUUGGAGUUGAGAGGCAGCACAGCGCCAGAUCUGACCGAGAUGGAUAUUACAGCGAUCGCAACGAAUUAAUAAGAGAAAGAGAAAGAGAGAGGGAACGCGAGAGAGGGUACCUGAGCGAUCACAACACAAGAGAUCGUGUGCGGGAUCGUGACCAAGGCUACUUGAGCGAUCAUCAGUCAAGUUUCGUAAGUGCAUCACGCUGUGCAUCUUGCAUCGGAGAGUCAGCUCGUGCAUCCUGGUACCGCCACUCUGACGGCUGGCGAGGAUCUCAACCUCCAGGUCCUCGCCGGUCCCCGUGGGACUCUCUACCCAGCCUGCGUAACGAAGGUAGUCUCAAUGACUCAGGAUAUAGAAGCAAUCGCGCUGAUAGCUUGGAGCAACGCGGUGUUUUCGAUCGCCAGGAUAGCGUCCGCUCAGAAUACACAAGUGACAGAGAAUCAACGCGCUAUGGUAUUGUGCAGCAGGCCUCAAUUGACAGCACGGACUCCAGAAUAUGCUACUUGACAUCUAGUGAGAUUUCUGACGAUGAUCGCAUGUCACUGACGACUGCCGUGUCGGAUGAAGAGGACCCUGGGGAAAGCGCGAUGAACUCACCGUACAAAGGGAAACAAACAGGGGCUGCUGCAGCCUCCUUCAACUGCACUGGUGCUGUAAGGAAAGCUGGGUUCCUAAGCGUUAAGAAAUGGUUGCUCCGCAAGAAACACCAGAUUGAACUAGCUCGCAAGCGAGGCUGGAAGGGUUACUGGGUGUGUCUGAAGGGCACCACACUGCUGUUCUACCCUUGCGACUCUCGAGAGGGUCGCUCAGUGGAAGCGGCACCUAAACACCUCAUUAUAGUCGAUGGAGCCAUCAUGCAACCAAUACCGGAACAUCCGAAACGCGAUCACAUAUUCUGUUUGAGCACCGCAUUUGGCGACGCAUAUCUCUUCCAAGCUCCAUGCCAGGUGGAGCUCGAAAACUGGGUGAAUAGCAUUCAUAGUGCUUGCGCUGCCGCAUUUGCGCGACACCGCGGUAAGACCGGGACACUCCAUUUACUGCAAGAGGAAAUUUACCGACUCGAGAAAGCGAUAGAAUCCGAUCACAAGCUGAGACACAUGGCGGAUCUUCAGCAGUCGGUGGUAUCUGACCCGGAAACCAGAGCUCAGCUGGCCGUGCAGAUGUUACAAUGGGAGGAGAAUCUUGAGCGGCUUCACUGUGAACAGUUCCGACUGAGAUGCUACAUGGCUAGUCUACAAAGCGGCGAGUUACCGAACCCCAAGUCGCUGUUAACCCACGUGUCUCGCGGCACUAAAAGUACUCUCAACAAGCUGGGCGUGUUCACCGUGUCUUCGUUCCACGCGUUCAUCUGCGCUCGGUCGCCGUCGUUGCUCAACAACCUGCUGGCAGGAAGAGGUGCCACGAAGAGACGAGCGCCCAAUCUGUCAAGAUCCAACUCUGGAUCCAGUCGACGAUCGAUGCAGAUGUCUCGCGAGGAUGGUGAAGCAGCAGUUCGUGUUAGUCUGCCUGAAGGUACCACAGCUACAGUGGGUGUUCGUGACGGCAUGUCUGUAGAAGAGUUCCUCGCGUCUGCGUGCGUCCGAAGAUCUCUCAACCCACUUGAACAUUUCGUCAGAGUCAAGAAGCGCCGGGACAUGGAAGACCACAAUUACUUUGUGCCGCACCGUUCUGAUCUCAUUGAGACAUAUCUGCAUACACAUGAAGUGGUGGAAGUUUGUGCGAAGAUCCUGUACCAAGUAGAGCUUCAGCGCACCACGUUGGAACAAAUGUGGGGCUUCAGUGUGGAGGCUGAGCUAAUUGAGAACACAGAGAGACAAGACGAGCUGUGUUGCUACGUGAGCAGGGUCGAGGAUAAAAGCGUUGCUAUGCAGAAUGGUAUCAUCAAAGGCGAUGAGAUUAUGGUGAUCAACGGAGCGAUCGUAUCCGACCUGGAUAUGAUGUACUUGGAGAGCGUGCUGCAGGAAGAACUGUCUCUGGUCAUGAUGAUGAGGUCGUCCCGCACCGAGCCCCCGGAGCUGAGCGGCGUCAUGCGCGCGGCCACCGAUGACAUCAUCGACUCGCUGGUGUGCCCGCCGCCUCCCACGGAGCCCCCUGUCAUCUCCGACGACAUGAUCUCCGGACUCAUCGUGCCCGCGCCCGCUUGGAGCAAGGAGUUGUAUAGCCCGGAGGCCGAAGGUCACGCAGAAAACUCAAGCGGCCCCCCGAAAGUCAGUUCUCGAACAAACUCAUUCGAGAUCGAGAACCUUCUCAAGAGUGCCGAGCAGGUGACCGGCUGGUGUCGCUCGCCCGCCGACACUCGUCGCGCCAGCCCCACGGGCAGUAGCGCCGCCGUCACGCCCUCGCGACACCUGUCCGACGCCGACAAGCUGAGGAAGGUGCUGAUGGAGCUCGUCGACACCGAGCGCGCCUACGUCAAGCACCUCAAUAAUUUGCUGGAAAACUAUUUGGAGCCGCUGAAAAGAGAAACUUUCUUAUCGAACGCUGAGAUUAACGCGUUGUUUGGCAACAUUCAGGAGAUAGUAACUUUCCAAAGACAAUUCUUGCAAAACUUGGAGGAAGCGCUCGAAGCCGAGCCCAACUUCAAUCAUUUUGAAUUUUUAAAUCAAUUCAAGAAUGUUCUCUUCGCAGUUGGAAGCGCGUUUCUUUAUUAUGUAAAUCAUUUCAAAUUAUAUAGCUCGUUUUGCGCUAGUCACAGCAAGGCACAGAAAGUUCUACAUCCAAAUGAAGGCAAUCAUGCGUUACAAGAAUUCCUUGCGGCUCGUAACCCGAAGCAACAACACUCGUCAACUUUGGAAUCGUAUUUAAUUAAACCAAUUCAACGAAUACUGAAGUACCCGCUGCUGUUACAACAACUCCGAAAUUUGACUGACGUCAAUUCCGAGGAACAUUUACAUUUAGUCGAAGCAUUAAAGGGGAUGGAAAAAGUUGCCGAACAUAUAAAUGAAAUGCAACGAAUACAUGAAGAAUAUGGUGCGAUAUUCGAUCAUUUGUUUAGGCAACACCAGAAGUCUUGCAAACAGCCAAUCGAUUUAAGUCCUGGUGAUUUAUUAUAUUACGGUGGUGUGGAAUGGUUGAAUAUAUCAGACUUUUUAGGUAAAAUAAAGAAAGGACUGGAGCUUCACGCUAUGUGUUUUGUGUUUAAAUCUGCCGUUGUCUUCCUGUGUAAAGAAAGACUGAGACAAAAGAAGAAGUUGAUGGGUGUAUCUUCUAAGAACAAUUCAAACGAAGUAGAAAUAAUAAGGUAUCAAGUGUUGAUACCAGUAACUGAAGUCCAGGUGCGGGCUUCGUCAGCGAAAGACAUGGACAGCCACUUCCUGUGGGAGCUUAUUCAUCUCCGAAGCCAACUGCAAAGACGCUCGGAGAAAGUCUACGUUUUAUCUAACAGUACCGCAGACUUCCGCAAUGCUUUCCUGAAGACAAUUCGCCAGAUAAUUCGCGAGUCUGUGCGCAACAUGUCUCUACCGAGCACUCGGCCAGCUCCCACCCCGCCGCGGCCACCUCACCAUACUCUGGACAGACAUAAACCACAGGUGCAAGUGAUGCAAGGUUCUCAGACUCUGGGAAAAACAAAGAAACCCAAAACAUCCGGACAACGAUUAUCUGCAGGAAAUAUUGAGGUUGGCGAUUUAUCCCGUGAAAACUCUCAAGAUGCCGAAGAGCCACCUCAUAUCAUAACAAUGGAUGAAGCAUUUAGAAUCAGGAGUAAAGCCUCUACUGAAACUUCUGGAGCAGACGUGAGUACCAAACGUGCGCCCACUACUGACACUGAUAAAUCGAAGGCUGGAUCAAAAUCUGAAGGAGAGGAAGAACCGCCACAGCCUCCUGCCAAGCGAGGGUUAGGACGCACUCCCAACCACCUCACACUCAGCACAACUUCAACACUAAGUGCAGGAAGUACGGGAAGUCAAGCAAGGCUUAUCCAGUCAUCACAUCAGCCCACUCAAUAUCAACCAGCGAUGGUAAAAGAACUAGGUAAGCAAGAAUCCCAAUCACUUAAAUCAUCCCCCGAACGAAAGGGUUCUUCCGAAGCCAGAAUAAAAGUCAUCCGCUCAGGCAGUGGCAGUAACAUUCACCGCGACCGAUCUCCGAAUCGAUCCAGUAACCACACCUCUCCCGAUAGAGACCGUGUCACCAAAGUAAUUAUUUGUAAAUCUCCAAAUAAAUCCAGUCUCAAACAAACCAAAUCCUUCUCUCGAUCCCCCCAAAGCAGCUUCGAUCAAUCAAAAUCACCGACCAUCGAUAAAUCGCGGUCACCGCAACAAAGCUUCGAUGGAUCGAGAUCUCCUCGAGGAAGUAUUAUGAAAUCGCGAGAGAAUAGCAUCGACAGAUCUAAGUCACCCAAACCCGCCCCGAAGAAAGGAAUUAUGCGCACACCUCAAGCGAGUUUUGAUCGAUCACCAAAUAAGUCACCAAAUGUCAGUCGUCGAUCAUCAAAGUCGAACGGUGAAAAGCUUGCUAGACUGGGUACAAAUUCCUUGGAUAGAAUCACACAUUAUUCGCAACUUGCAAAAGCGGAGGACAAGGCGAUGAAGAUGGGUAUAGUAGUGUCGAAAUCUACCGAAUCUAUAUCGAAGUGUAUCGAGCAUCCGACGUGCGUUGAAUGCUAUUUGUCUGGGAAGAAACAAAGUCGGACUUCCUAGCAUAAGGCGAAGGGCAAGUUCCCUAGAUCUCGUCGAAAGUCAAUGACACCUCAGUCUAUCCUGACGUCAUCGGAUCGCAGCAGCGUGGAGACUUUAGAGGACAUUGCACACGAGCGUGGAUAUUGCCCUUCAGGAAGACAAAACAGAAGAAACGAUUUCGAUCAAAUACACGUUUAGUUUGGAUAGCUUAUACCUACACAGUCACGGAAUGAAGAGUUUUAUGAGCUGUUUUUUUAACGUUUCCAACUCUGUGGUUACUAUUACAAUUAAUGUGUAGUUUUGAAUAAAUUUGAUUCCGAAUUUCCUAAUUAAAAUUUGCUUGAUUUUUUAUUGCAACAUUACUUCUUUAUUCAUUCUGAAUUUUAUAUUGUUGCAAGCAAAGCAUAUUCAUUCCCUGACUGUACAGAUUGUUUUAUGAUUAGAUUAUUUUCCUAUGGUGGGACUGGGUCAACAUCUGUUAAAACAAUGCUAUAAGUAUUCUCUCUUUGACUGGAAUAUGGAAUUGAUUAGACGCGUAUUUAUGUAUUUGUAGUUAUUUAUUAUAAAUUUGUAAAUUUUGAGUGUAAUAUUGAUUGAAUCACCAAUAUUAAUUAUCAAAUUAUUGACGGUAGUUUAGACACCAGAUCUUUAUUAUAAUUCAAAAUUUUAAGAACCCUACAAAUAAACAAAUAAAAUAUGAAAAACAAAAUUUUAUGAACGAUGCGGGAUUUUAACCCACGAUACUCCGGCGUUCCGUGCCGGUGCUCUAACUAACUGAGCUAACCGUUCGAGUACCGCAUCGAUAUAAAAUUCUGUUUGCUUUGUUCAACUCUCAGCAUCCCGAAUCCCGCAUCCUUCAUAAAAUUUUGUUUUUCAAAUUUUAUUUGUGUAUUAAUCCUAGAAGUGAGGGUUAUCACUUUAAAAACAUAACCUACAAAUAAAGUACUAACAUCAAAUAAUUGAAGAGUAACAGUGACAAGAGAUAGUUAAAUAUCUGUAUUAAAUGAUAUUUGUAUAACCCUUGUUAAGAAGACAAACAAGAUAUAUACGUAACCUACGUAUACUUUAUGGAUUCGAAACUAAUCCUUAUAUAUAUUUCCAAUCGCAUGCUCAAUAGCGACAAUGUCAAAAAUACGAGCAGUAACGAAGUCGCCAAUGCUUCUACGAAAGCAGACGUUAUUUAAUAAUUUAUCAUAAGACACACCAUUUUUCCAAUCGCGAAGCAGAAAUAAUUUCGGUCAUUGGCCUAUCAGUUAUGCUAACACAAAGGAUGGAUAUGGCACUAAGGUCAAUUUCCAAAAUUUCUUCUCCUCAGCGACUGCACUUUAUAUGUAGAGGAUAUGAUAAGAGAUAAUGUUAAUCUACUCGUACCUAGAAUCCAAGUGCUAAGUGUUAUAAUAUAAAUGGCUGUGGAAUCGAACUGAUGUUUAUAUCCUUAAUCAAUUAUUAUUGUAUGCACGACAUAUUCAUCGACUCAACUCACAAUUCACAAUAAAUUUUCAGUAGUACCAUAAUUAAAAUAGAAAAACGAAAGGCAAACUGUACAGAUUAGUAAAACGUGCAAUAGCUGGAAUGAAAUAUUUACCAACUUUUGGGUUUUAGCUUUGUUGAGAAGUGUUGACAUACUUUGUACAAUCUGUACAACACUGAUCACACAGAAACAUGUAGGAUAAUAAACAUUAUCAUAAUAAUCAUCACCUCAUCUCAUUGAGUGUCUGUAGUGUAGUACCUAAUACGUACUUUUGUCUAUUAUUACUAAUUCUGUAUGUGGUCAAAACUUUAAACCAUUAUGAUUAUGUCUUCCAUUUCUUAAAUAUUAAUAUAAUAAUUAUUUACUGUAUAAUUUAUUCUAUUACGCCUGCUCAAAUUAGUGUUAAGUUGAUUAUUGUUAAUAAUUUAAAUUCGCACUGGUGUAUUCAGAUAAAAAGGUGUUAUUAGGGCUUAAGGGAAAAUGUUUAUUAAAAUUAAAGGUCAAACCGCACUUAUACACAUCGCGUCAGUCGAUCGACACACAUUGCAAUACGCCUGGCAAGAAAAAUAAUGAUUCAUCGAAAUAAUUUAUAAUAUUUAGUCUCUUUGAGUUAAAGUACUUAAAUUCAUCUAAUAGAAAUACGUAUAUUCAUUUACCACAUGGAGUGAAAAUAACAUAACAUAUUGCAAUAACAAUUGGUAACCGUUAGAAGUUACAUCAGUUCAUAAAGGAUGAAAGGGAGAAGAACUGAACAGUAAGUUUCUUUGCAGUCAUCAUAUAAUAACAAAAUGGCUUAACCUACUUACUAUAAUACUAUACAAAUUGAGGUGGCCUGCGUAUAACUAGUGGUGAGUAAAUAUCUUGUACAAUUAAUCUAGGUUGUAAAAAGAGCCUUUUUACUUUAGAAGCAACACCAAAGACGAGUUUAUUUUAUCUGGAACUGAAAAAAAACUUGGUGGAGUAUAUAUUUAGGAAAAGAAAUAAUGUCAACCAAUCUAGUCAAUUGAAUUUUUAUUAUAAAACUCUGUGUAGCUGCGGGCCGUUUAAGUGUGGUUUAACCUUAAGUUCUUCAAUCCCUUCAAAACCAUCGCUGAAAUAGAUAUAUCAUCGACAUAUUUGCAAGAAUGCAGUUGCUUCAUUUCGUCCCAGAGAUAUACGAAUGCAAAAUUUAAAUGUAUCUACAAAAACAUGUACAUCGCCAGAGUCGUCAAUCCGAUGUCUUCUAAUCUCCUUGCAUUAUAAUUAUUAUAUUAAAACAUAUUAAGUUAUAAUAAAGCAUAUUCUUUUACCUCAAUUCUCAUUUUAUCUGCUUUCGCCAGUGUGUGACCACAAUCUACUUCAACGUACUCAUUGUUAAAAUUAUUUUUUAAAGAUAGACCUUUAUAAUAUGUCGUAUUUAUUUUUCAAGAUAUAUAUAUUUUUUAACCUUUUAAUUUGAAUUUUAGAUAACACAAAAACAUCAAAAAAAAAUAUAAAAAAAACAAUAAUCUAUAAAAAAUAGUAGAUAGAUCUCGAUAUAACUAUAAUUAUACAAAAAUUAUGCAUGCUAUAUUGCAAUUAAUCUUAAUUAUCAAUUUAAUGUUAAUGUUGUGCUAAACUACAUAAUAUAUAAUAUGAUAUGAUAUAUAAUUCCAACUGUAGUGAAAUAAUUUUAGCAAAGUAUGCGUAGCCCUUGCAAGUGUAGCCGUUAGCAAAAGCACAAAUUAAUUUCCUCUUGAAAUUGCACUAGUGAUAUUAUAAAUGUACUUAUAUUCCGUGCUUUAAAAUAUAAAGCUGAUGCUAAUUAAUACAACACAAUAUAUUACUAAUAUAAUAUUCUUUGUUGGCUUUUGUAAUCGAUCUUCCCAAAAGUUUUAUUUGCAAUGCUGAACUCACCAAGAAAAUUAUUGAAUAUAAGUUAUAAUAUUCAGCUUAUCUCAUUUAUUCCUCUAGAUAGACUGUGACAGCUGUGAAAACGUCGAAAAAUAUUGAGUUUAGAAUUAACCUCUAUUUUCAGCAAUGCACAUACACUAACAAAAAGUGUCAUACAAAUCGCGAGUGUAAGACGUAGCUUGUCACGCACACUUAACUAAUAUCCCUGGCCUGUUUUUACCGGUUGUCUAACAGCAAGAGACUAUCUAGACGUAUAAAUUAUCUAUGAUAUUAAGCUUAAAUAUGACGUUUUGUUGGAAGAUCGAAUAUUGAAGUCUUUUCUUAGUUAUUGCGUAUUUUUCAACAUACGUAAUGAAUUGAAAUUAUAUUGAUAUUAUGAAAAUUUGAAUGUUCGAUGAUAAUGUUGACUUAACUAAUAUGAACACUUGCAAUCUAUAGCUGUGUUUCUUUUUUAACUUACAAGCGCUUAAAGACCGAGGCUUAAUCGGCAAAAAUAUUACAGUAAGGCGGUGGUAAAUCUACCCGGAAUUAAUUAUAUCGCAGUUCCUUUUAUAUUUAUCUGUCAACAAGGAUUACUUCUACUGUGAUGGCAAACCAGGUGUUCGAAUAGUUUUAAUACAUUUGGUUGGUUUUAAAAUAUUUCAAUUUUUCUUAAACUUUCGCGAUUGAUUCAGAACGGUUAGCCAACACAGCAUUGACAACAUUCAUCAAACAUUCAACUCUUUUCGCGGUGUUGCAAAUCCCUGGAUACAGUGUUGUGAUUCUAAAUUAAUAGUUUACAAAUGAACUCAUUGAGUGGACAGUAAAAGAGUUCGGUGUUUGGUGUGUUGUAGGAUCGCCGGUGUGGAAACCGCGUGAGGUAUCGGGAGAGACGGGGGUAGGGGGCAGUGGGACGAUCCUGCCGACGGCGGCGCCUUCCGCGCCCACCACGCUGCCCCGGUCUCAGAGACCGGCUCCCCGGGCCUCGCAUCUGUCCG
Leptidea sinapis is the source of this 11168-nucleotide messenger RNA. RefSeq names its product protein still life, isoforms C/SIF type 2 (gene sif). Gene Ontology annotation, cellular component: synapse; membrane. The coding region runs from base 282 to 6869 and encodes 2195 amino acids. Lineage: Eukaryota; Metazoa; Arthropoda; Insecta; Lepidoptera; Pieridae. The transcript is spliced from 43 exons. Gene Ontology annotation, biological process: small GTPase-mediated signal transduction; activation of GTPase activity; positive regulation of axonogenesis. Gene Ontology annotation, molecular function: guanyl-nucleotide exchange factor activity; protein binding. The record is from RefSeq and is a predicted model, not a curated record.